Ostrea edulis (European flat oyster) is the source of this 4075-nucleotide messenger RNA. Its product is annotated as diacylglycerol O-acyltransferase 1-like. Gene Ontology annotation, biological process: triglyceride biosynthetic process. Gene Ontology annotation, cellular component: endoplasmic reticulum membrane. NCBI's taxonomy places the organism in Eukaryota, Metazoa, Mollusca, Bivalvia, Ostreida, Ostreidae. The record is from RefSeq and is a predicted model, not a curated record. The transcript is spliced from 16 exons. Bases 592 to 2394 code for a protein of 600 amino acids. Gene Ontology annotation, molecular function: diacylglycerol O-acyltransferase activity.
AUAUCUGAAGUGCUUCCGGUUAAAAUGGCAACAAAGUCCGGGAUUAUCAAAAAAUCAAAAACAGAAGGAAGUGCUCGUCUUCGACGGACAAUAAGUGUUAAUCAUGCUGAUGCCAUUAAUAAAGAACAACAAAGGCAUAAGGAGAAUGAGCCGGAUAAACCGUAAGUUGUGCACACUUAUUUUUUCUAUUUGAAAAACACCUUGUUUACGCAGCCGGUGUUGCAUGAUUUUGACACUUGGCCUUGCGUCACGGUUCAAUUGCAGCAGAGGUAAAUCCCACGCAUUGACCAUUCUAGACUAUAAAUAGCUCUCACGCGUAUAUCAUGUAUCAUAAGAACCAAUCGCUACAGACUGCACGUGCACUAAUCCGUUUCUCAUUGAGGGAACAUUUUCAAUUUAAAAAACAAAUUAUGUGCCAACAUUAAACUUUGUUCACUUGUGCACUCCAGUUGACAGUACGAGUAUCUUAUGUGCAAUAUGUAAACUCUAUUGAGGUGCUUAUUCAAAAUUGUGCAGGAAACACUAUUUGCAAGUGUUUUAAACAAAGCGUGCAGUUCAUUAAGCAAUUUUAAUCCUUGGAAUUAAGGGAAAAUGUUGAUUGAAGACCAGGGAAUUUUGGAUGAUGUCCUCCAAAAAGGACUUGGAAAAGAGUCCAAUAAUUUUAUUGAAAGAACAGACAAUUACAGAUUCCACAAAAAACCUUCUUUUAGUGACAUUAACAACAAUUCUAAAAAUGAGAAAAUUUCAAAAAGUAUUUUCCAAAGAAGAUCUAAUGAAUGUGAUUCAAAAGAUGUGGACAGUGUCGAUUGUUUGAUUGCUUCAAAUCUAAACCCUGUUGCAACUUGCAAAAAGUGUGAUGAACAGAGUAAUCACAAUGAUGACAAAGUUGGAAAUAUUAAGUGUGAUUGUGGCAGUCUGUGUGAAAAACAGAUACAAAGAAGUGAAAAAACACCAAAAAUAAUUAAAGCUGAGAAAAGAAAAGAUGAAGAUCAUAAUGCUAAAGACAAUGACUUUUGGUCACAGUGGAUUCCAUCUUUUUUACAAGAACCAGAGUACACAUUGACAUCACUGAAAGGAAAGGGGUUAAUCCACCGACAUGCUGACUCAUUGUUUAGUACAGACAGUGGAUUCACAAAUUAUAGAGGACUACUGAAUCUUUGUAUUCUUCUGUUGGCACUUUCCAAUGCCAGAUUGUUCAUUGAAAAUUUAAUAAAAUAUGGAAUUUUGAUUGAUCCUGUCAAAGUCAUUCAUUACUUUCUACAAGAGCCAUACAGUUGGCCCAAUGCAUUACUCCUGCUGUCCGUUAAUAUCUACAUACUACUUAUAUACGGAACAGAAGUGUUAUUAUCCAAAGAAUGGCUGACAGAGAAGAUUGGGUUGAUUUUCAAUGUUAUCAACCUCCUCUUAUGUCUGAUUGUGCCAGCCACAGUGAUUCUGUAUCUCCACCCCAACCCAGGAUUUUCUGUGGUGACAUGUGGGAUCUCUAGUGUGGUUUUCUUAAAGCUAGUCUCUUAUGUCUGUGUCAAUAAAUGGUGUCGGCAAAAGAGGUCGGAGGUCAGGAAGUCCCAUCGCAGAAAAUCUGUCAGCAUGUCUGAACCAGUCAGUACAGCAGAUAUGAUGAAUGGAGAAAUUAAAACAGCUUAUGUUAGUUACCCAGAUAACCUCACAUUAAAUAACAUGUAUUACUUUAUUUGCACACCGACCCUGUGCUACGAGCUCAACUUUCCAAGAACUAUUAGAAUCAGGAAAAGGUUUCUGCUGAAAAGGAUAGUAGAAAUGAUGUUUUUGGCCCAGCUGAUGACUGGCCUGGUGCAACAGUGGAUCAUACCAACAGUCAACAAUUCACUGAAACCCCUGACAGACAUGGAAAUUCCUUUAGUGAUUGAAAGACUUCUAAAAUUAGCUGUUCCUAAUCACCUCAUUUGGUUGAUAUUCUUUUACUGGUUCUUCCAUUCUUGCCUAAAUGUAACAGCUGAACUUUUGCGAUUUGGAGACCGAGAAUUCUACAAAGAUUGGUGGAAUGCUGAUUCUAUCUCUGAAUUUUGGCAAAAUUGGAACGUUCCUGUCCACAGAUGGGCUCUCAGACAUCUAUACAAACCUCUUCUUCGACGAGGUGUUUCAAAACAAGUGGCCUCAGUGGCUGUGUUUGCUACCUCAGCUUUUUUCCACGAGUACUUAUUGAGUGUUCCUCUAAGGAUGUUCAGAGUAUGGGCAUUUUCUGCUAUGCUUUCUCAAGUACCUCUUGCGAUGAUGACAGCAAAAUUCUGUAAAGGCCGUCAUCAGGUUGGCAACAUGAUCGUCUGGAUGUCAUUGAUUGUGGGACAACCUAUUGCCAUUUUAGCAUAUGUCCAUGACUAUUACAUAGGAAAUGUGCUACUCUCUUUCAACAACUAGAGGCUGAAAAUUAUGAUCGAUGAAUGUACAAAUGUACCGGUAUGUGAGGUGUACCUGCCGACUGAUUUGAAGUGCCAUAAGUUUGUUAGUUUAGAAGAGGAAUAUUGUUAUGAUGUAACUGAAUUUAAUGUUUAAAUAAAAGUGAGAAAUGUGCUGUAAAAAUAAAAUUCUACUAUUAAAGAUUAAUUUACAAUUUGAUAUGGUGCAAAAUAUAAAAGAUGUUAACUUUAUUAUUAUUAUUAUUUGUACAUGUAAUUUUGUGUGUUUUAGGGGACCUUAUUUUUUGACGUAUGAAAUUUUUGUGAUGUUUUCCUAUAUAUAUAUAUUUUUUUUACAUCAUGUAGUUGUACUACAGUUGUUCUACAUCAGUAGAUGUAAAUUAAAGUAAUUGUAGGACAAAGUAAAAUUACAUAUAACAAUGUUUAUGUGCGUUUGUGUUGUACAUUUAAUGAUUUCCUCAUGCAUAAACUAUCCUUGUGUCAAAUUGUAUUAGCUCCCUCUCCCAAGAUCUGGGGCACAUCGUUUCCUUAUAGCUAUGACAUCAGUCUGUUCAUAACUUUGAUUUGGAUCAUAUCUUGUGAAUUCUAUACACAAUACACUUCAUGUUUGAACACAUAUGCUUCAGAUAUGCCGAGUGAGGUCAAUAUCAAGUGCAGGUCAUAGUUCACACAUGAAUUUUUUUUAUCAUACUGGUAUUGUAUACACAUGUAUAAAGUGCUUUGUCUUCUAAAACUUUACUAUCAGUAUUUUGUUGAAAUAGUGUAGCAUAAUAUGUUAUAAGAAUGGUAGCACUUUGUUUUCAGGUUUAAUGUCUCCUCUAGUCAAUAAUUGCGUUACAGUUCAAUUACAAAACAACCUGCUGAAAUAAGGGCAACUCAGGGGUGUAAUGAACAAAGGCUUUUUUUCAAAAAAUCGUGAAUGAUAAAACAAGGUAUAAAAUUACAUACAUGUACAUGUAGAUCUAGUUUGUCAUUGUUACUAGUUUUGGACAAGUUUUCUUUCAAGAUAUUGUAAACUAACUUUCAUUUGCAUGCGGGAAUUUUUUCGCAAGAUAUCACCCUUGCAAAUAUUUGUCACCGUGAAACGGUCCUUAAUGUCUCUCUUAAAUUUUUUUUUAGAUUAUCUCGGUCGUGAAAAUUAGUCGCCAUGAACUAGUUUAUCAUUAAACGAAUUCGAUGUAAAUAAAAGUUGUUGAUUAACAGUAAGCUGAAGCAGCUGAUAUUAUGGUUCAGUUUUAAAAUGUCCAGGUAGUCUUCAUAGAAUGUUGAAUGCAGGUACAUGUAUAUUCCAUAAUUAUUAGUCAUUGUGAUUUAAUUCCAUGCUGAUCUCAAAAGCUGUCUCCUAGAUGUACAAAUUGUACUGUAACUUAACGAGAGAGAAACAUAAUUUGAGAAAUUUAGAAAAUUGUACAAAUCAACAUUUACUUCUGUAUAUAUUAAUGUUCAUGUUUAUUCACAAAAUAUAUCUUGCAAAAUCAUAUAGAUGAAAAUCCAUCCAAGUAUAGCAUUCCUGAAAUUAUGUUCUUGCAAAUUGAUGCUAAACAACUUUGCUAAAUCUAGUUAGCUUUGUACAAUUUGCAUUUGUGUGUGAAUUUCUGUCAAUAAAAUUCCAAUUCUGCUAAGAUUGUAUUUGUAAUGUGCACACUGUAUAUGAAAAUGAAUAAAGUAAUACCCUAAUACUC